AUGGAUUGUUUUCACUCUUCGUGUCCAAAUCUGAGCGCAGGAGCGGCGAAUCAGUAUUUGUCGCUGCUCUUCAACUAUCUCAGCAUCGCUCAAUGUUCGCUCGCGACUCCGGAAAUUUGGCCCAGAGAUUUCGGAGACUUCGCCAUCAGAAAAGGGUUCGAGGAGUACGAUUUCAUCGUCGUGGGCGCAGGAUCUGCAGGAUCGGUUGUCGCCAAUCGCCUGAGUGAGAAUCCGGACUGGAACGUUCUGCUCUUGGAAGCUGGCGGCGAUCCUCCGAUUGAAGCAGCGAUUCCCGGUCUCUCUGCAUCCAUGUAUCCCACACAAUAUGACUGGCAUUAUUAUGCUGAAGUGUCAGAGAAAUACAGCUUGUACAUUGAAGACGGCGGUGCGUGGCCGAGAGGAAAGAUGUUAGGGGGAACAAGUUCUGUUAACGGCAUGAUUUACUUGAGAGGAAAUGAGGAAGACUUCAACACUUGGGAAGCGCUCGGGAAUCCGACUUGGGGAUGGAAAAACGUCUUGAAUUACUUUAAAAAAUCAGAAAACAACCAAGAUUUCGAUGGAUUCUAUCACUCACAAGACGGGCCUUUAUCUGUGCAGCUUUUCACAAACAAUGACACAAUUAAUUUGCUUCUUACCGAGUCAGCAGAAGAAAUGGGCUUCAAAUUUCUUCCGGACAUUAAUGCUGAUGAACACAUUGGUUUUGUCCACUUUCAACGCACAAUCAAGUCAGGAGUGCGCGAAAGUACAGCAACGGCGUUUCUUAAUCCAAUCAAAGACAGACCGAAUCUUCACGUUGUGAAACACGCGCACGUUUACAAUCUGGAAAUCGACGAAAACGGCGCAGUUUCCGGAGUUACAAUGAACUUGAGAGGACAGAAGAUCCUGAAAGCCUUCGCGAAGAAGGAAGUGAUUCUAAGUGCUGGCGUCAUUGCAUCACCGCAAAUUCUCAUGUUGUCCGGAAUCGGACCUGCGCUUCAUCUGCAAAACUUGGGAAUUCCAGUGAUUCUCGAUCUUCCAGUCGGCAAAAACUUGCAAGAUCACACAACAGUUCCUCUCUUCGUGAAGUUACGUCCUUCCAAAGAAAAGCCCGACACGCAAGCUGAGACAUUGCAAAGUUUCGCGGAAUUCUUGUUCAAUCACAAGGGAGAUUUUUCUGUCAACAUGAUAGAAACAAUGGGAUUAGUCAAUUUCCACAACCAACUGGAGAAAUAUCCCAAUUUUCAAAUACUCUUUGCAGCAUUCAAGAGAGGAUUUCAUCCAGUCGGCACUGUGAAAAUGGGUCCUGAUUCGGAUCCUGGCGCAGUUGUCGAUCACAGAUUGCGAGUCAAAGGCGCCAAAGGCUUGAGAGUCAUCGACGCGAGCAUUAUGCCUUUGGUCACGAGCGGAAACACAAACGCGCCCACAAUUAUGAUCGCGGAGAAAGCUUCAGACUUCGUGAAGGAAGAUUGGGGAUUUAAGGAUUGA
Phlebotomus argentipes is the source of this 1464-nucleotide messenger RNA. RefSeq names its product glucose dehydrogenase [FAD, quinone]-like. The transcript is spliced from 4 exons. Gene Ontology annotation, molecular function: flavin adenine dinucleotide binding; ecdysone oxidase activity. Lineage: Eukaryota; Metazoa; Arthropoda; Insecta; Diptera; Psychodidae. Bases 1 to 1464 code for a protein of 487 amino acids. The record is from RefSeq and is a predicted model, not a curated record.